Messenger RNA from Eruca vesicaria subsp. sativa (arugula), 414 nucleotides. NCBI's taxonomy places the organism in Eukaryota, Viridiplantae, Streptophyta, Magnoliopsida, Brassicales, Brassicaceae. The record is from the annotation of a GenBank genome assembly.
AUGGUUUCUAGGCUAGUUAAUGAGAAUCCAAUCGUUUACGAGAGAAACGAGCGUCGUGUUUGUACUGAUAAGCUUUCUCUAGAACCAAUCGACACUCUCAAGAUUUUUGAUAUCCUUUCUAUUUUUCACGUACGCUGUUUCAUCAAAUAUAUCAGAGAUCCAGAGCUUCCUUCUUCUUUGGAACACCUCAAAGUACUUACAAAAGACUCAGUUAAAGUGGAUGAUGACAACAGUCAUGUUAGGGUUACAUUCACUCCAACUAUGAAAAUUUGUGGCAUGACGUCCUUAAUCGGUCUUUGUCUCCGGGUAAAACUUAUACGAAGCCUUCCUGCUCGAUACAAAGUUGAUAUAAGAGUAGCACCCGGUACUCAUGCAACAGAGGCAGCAGCAACUUGGGUCUCAGGAUCAACUUAA